CAGAUGCCCUGCUCAAGUCAUGAUGGAUAUACGUGCCCCAACAACAAAUUGGACAUGGAAUGAUUGAUCUCGCAUUGUUGCAUGAACCGUCCAAGGGGCAUUACACCUCCAUUAAAGCAUGCAGAGCAUCAUGCAUCCUGAACUGUGCCCGCGCCAUACCUCAGGCGAGCCGAUGUAUGUGCAUCAAAAAAGGAAGAAUAGGCCAGAUAGACUGUCCGUGUUGGAAGGGAAUGACGAUUUAGAUACGGCUUGUGGUUGUAGCUGCAAUGUGUCAAUGUUCUUGCUGAGCGAAGACCGACGUCAUUUCCUCGCGACUCUUUUCGGCUGCGCAGUGCCACAUGCUGAUUGACAUCUGCGCAUUCCUCCAUCUUCCCACUACAUUUUACAUUUGCAGUAGAAGCACGCUUGCAUUGGCAACGCGAAGCCAAGCGUUCUAUGCGGUCCCUUUUCCUGUUCGGCCGCUUCGUGGGCCGACGGGGUUGGGUUCAAUUCGCGUGUCGAGUCCCGCGCCGUCAACAUUCUUAUGGACAAUGGACUCGAAAAUACAGUGUCAAAGACCCUCGUCAACGGCCGGUUUCCGCCCUUCUUGCUGCUGCGGCAGCCCUCUCAUCCGGUGCAUUCGUCGAAAUAAGCGAGCAACAUGAAGAUGGCAAAACAGCUGAGAUGCAGAUGCUCGAGGUGUCGCGUCAGGAAAUCGACAAGAAGGUGCCCGAAGACGCCCGUGGCAUCCGGAGAGUGUACAAAACCAUAGUCUACGUCCUCGAUCAGUACAUCUACGAACCCCUCGCGACCGGCUUACGGUUCUUCUACCUUGCCUUUAUCUUCGUCCCGGUCAUUGUCACGGUCCCUGUUGUGCUUAUUGGAUCUCGAAGGAAGGACCGUGAUGACGAAAGAAGCGGAACGCUAUGGUGGUACGGCUUCUUGGUCACUGCCAUGGAAAGAGCAGGUCCAGCAUUCAUUAAACUUGGACAGUGGGCAGCCUCCCGUUCUGAUAUCUUCCCGGUGGAGAUGUGCAGGAUCAUGUCCACAUUACAUUCCAAUGCUCCGGCUCACUCUCUGCGCCAUACGAAGAAGACAAUUUCGGAAGCAUUUGGAGGUAGAGACUUCGACGACAUCUUCUUGGAGUUUCACGAGAAGCCUCUCGGCGUCGGUGCCAUCGCACAAGUAUACAAGGCGAGAUUGAAGCCCGAUCUGGCACAACCCGACGAUAGUGACCUCGACCUACAUGACAAGCACUGGUUGAGCCACCGGAUUAGAAGGAAUGUUGAUGCUUUUGUCAAGUCGUCACCACAGCGGAUACCCUCAGCAUAUGUUGCUAUCAAGGUUCUUCACCCCAAGGUGGAGAGAAAUGUCCGUCGGGAUCUCAAAAUCAUGGGCGUUUUCGCCGCAAUCAUCAAUGCCAUCCCUACCCUAGAGUGGCUCGAUCUGCCCAAUGAGGUAUCCAACUUUGGUGAAAUGAUGCGAUUGCAGCUCGAUCUUCGAAUUGAAGCUGCCAAUUUGACCAUUUUCCGUAAACACUUUCAGAACCGGACCACGGCAUGGUUCCCUUACCCAUACACGGACUUCACAACUCGCACUGUCUUGGUUGAAGAGUUUGCUCAAGGCAUCCCACUGGAGGCAUUCCUGGAGUCCGGAGGUGGCAUAUUCCAGCAAGAAAUAGCGAAUGAAGGCCUCGACGCAUUCUUGCAUAUGCUCCUGAUAGACAAUUUUGUUCACGCCGACUUGCACCCUGGAAACAUCAUGGUCAACUUUUACAAGCCCACACAACCAGACGUCAAAUUACCCUACAUCUCUAGACAGGACCCUACACAACCAUCGACCACUUCUGAGAUUGAUCAAUCUGAGGCCGUUCUUUCACGACUUCGUCCUCAUGUUGGCAAGAAGGAAGAAUGGCUCGCGGCCCUAACGGAGAUUGACAAAGACGGCUACAGGCCGCAGUUAAUUUUCAUUGACACUGGUCUGGUUACCGAGCUCAACAGCAAGAAUAGGGCAAACUUCUUGGACCUCUUUCGAUCAAUCGCAGAGUUUGACGGCUAUAAGGCUGGUCGCCUCAUGAUCGAACGAUGUCGCCAACCUGAAGCAGUGGUUGAUGGGGAAGUGUUUGCUCUCAAAAUGCAACAUCUAGUACUUGCUGUUAAAGGCCAAACGUUCGCUCUGGGCCAUAUUAAGAUUGGUGAUGUGUUGUCACAGGUAUUGAGCAUGGUCAGAACACAUCAUGUCAGAAUGGAGGGUGAUUUCGUUAAUGUGGUCAUUUCAAUACUUCUCUUGGAGGGCAUCGGCAGGUCGCUCGAUCCCGAUCUCGACCUGUUCAAGAGUGCCUUGCCGAUUUUGCGACAGCUCGGCUCCUCCGAUCCUGGUGCUGUAUUGAGGAACCUCAAGGCAGGCGAUUUCUCAUUGUUGAAGAUUUGGGUUGGUCUGGAAGCCCGGAGGUUCUUCCAAGCCAGUGCCGACAGUGUUGAGAUGUGCGUUAACUACGACUUGUUGAGUGAAAACCGAUAAAGCUGGCAUGCCGUUCAUGGAACCGUUUCGGACCGAGACGACGUAUAAGACAAGGCUGAUUCAAUGC
Messenger RNA from Exophiala viscosa, 2566 nucleotides. Its product is annotated as aarF domain-containing kinase. Gene Ontology annotation, cellular component: mitochondrion. The transcript has a single exon. The record is from RefSeq and is a predicted model, not a curated record. The coding region runs from base 436 to 2499 and encodes 687 amino acids. Lineage: Eukaryota; Fungi; Ascomycota; Eurotiomycetes; Chaetothyriales; Herpotrichiellaceae.